AUGGUUAAAAAGUGUAAUAAUACUCUGAAAAUAGACUAUAAGAAGUGCAUUGUCGAAGAAAGGUUGCUUCAAAUUGUCAAUCUGGAAAACGUAAAUGAAGCUGAUUUGGUAGAUGUUUGGGCUAUUGAUAUUGAACCCAGAGAAUCAAGGAAAGUAAUCGAUUUAAUCCGAUGUCAUACCCAAGAUCAAGAUCCGAUCAAUUUACAACACAUUAAAAGGAUCAAAAAAAGCCAUGACAACAAGACCUUAAUAACAGUGGUAGCUUCGAAAGAGCUCAUUAGUGAUUUAAGUGAGCUUGAAUGUUUGCUAAAGAAAGAAGAGAUAAAUUACAAGUCGGUUAUAGAAGAUGUUAAAGUCCCUAGAAUAGGUCCUUCCACCAAAGAGCUCAUUACUGAGUGGUCCACGAAAUAUUGGCCCAUUAAUUGGAAUGGCAACCCGAAUGACCAAAUUUUAACCAGUUAUGAAUUUGAUAUGGAUCUUAUCAAAGACCUGUUAGGGAGAAUCACGGCUAAGGCAUCUAGCGAACAGCUGACUGGGAACCGGUUCCCAAUCGUUUCGGCAUUUGUUGAUCCGAAAGACAAGGCGAAUGUGUUGUUUGCUACUGACAAGCGCUGCAACCCAUCUUACAAUAUGUUGGACCACAGUAUUAUGCGCGGUAUUAGGAAAGUAGCAGAAAGACAAAAAGCAAAUGCUUUUAACAAAACAUUUACGGGCACAACAUAUCUAUGCGUCGAUUACGACGUUUACACCACACACGAACCUUGUUCGAUGUGUGCAAUGGCGCUCAUACAUUCGAGGGUAAAAAGAUGUAUCUUUAUCAAGGAUAUGCCAGAAACUGGGUCAUUGAAAGUAGGAAGCGGUGAUGGAUACUGCAUUCAUAGUAACAAAGCUUUAAACUCUAAGUAUGAGGUGUUCCAAUGGAUUGGAAGUGAGUAUGAUGUGCCCAAACUCAGCAAAAGUACAUGCACCUGA
This is a messenger RNA of Huiozyma naganishii CBS 8797, 972 nucleotides long. It is a transcript of the gene TAD3, whose product is annotated as Tad3p. The record is from RefSeq and is a predicted model, not a curated record. Gene Ontology annotation, molecular function: tRNA-specific adenosine-34 deaminase activity. The transcript has 2 exons. Bases 1 to 972 code for a protein of 323 amino acids. Gene Ontology annotation, cellular component: nucleus; cytoplasm. Lineage: Eukaryota; Fungi; Ascomycota; Saccharomycetes; Saccharomycetales; Saccharomycetaceae.